Musca domestica (house fly) is the source of this 1874-nucleotide messenger RNA. RefSeq names its product islet cell autoantigen 1 (gene ICA69). Gene Ontology annotation, molecular function: protein domain specific binding. The record is from RefSeq and is a predicted model, not a curated record. The transcript has 6 exons. Lineage: Eukaryota; Metazoa; Arthropoda; Insecta; Diptera; Muscidae. Bases 108 to 1787 code for a protein of 559 amino acids. Gene Ontology annotation, biological process: regulation of transport. Gene Ontology annotation, cellular component: Golgi apparatus.
UAGGAAUAUUUAUCUUUAAUAUUGGCAACACUUUUUUCAGAUAUUAUUCAUUAACCAAAAAAGAAGCAAAAACGUAGCAUAUUUCACAGCUUGCAAAUUAAGGCAUCAUGCAACAUUUUUGGGUUACAAAAAAAACCGUCCAGAGAAAGUUAGGAACCAAGGAGGAUGAGUAUAUUAUCUCUUCUGACGCAGAGCUAGACGCAAAAAUUGAAAUUUUUAAGUCUAUUGCGGAGACGAGCAGCGAACUAAGUAAGAUAAUCGAGCAAUAUCAAGAACGAUUAUGUAUACUCUCUCAGGAAGAAUCUCUUUUCGGAAGAUUUUUGAAAGAAGCAGGCAAAAGGAGUAAGACAACUAGUCAAAGUAUAACAAAUACCGGAAAAUCAGUAUCAUAUUGUGGUCAGCAGAGGAUGUGCAUAAGAGUACCCCUAUUAAGGUUGCAGCAUGAAGUAGAUAUAUUUCGAAAUCGCGCAAUUAUCGACACUCAAUCUACUAUAUCUAAUAUGGAAAAAGAACGUACUGAGUAUAGAGCAGCUUUGGAGUGGAUGAAAUCAGCGAGUGCGGAAUUAGAUCCCGAUACAGGAAGAGGCGUAGACAAAUUUAGGACAGCCCAGGCCCAUGUACGUGCAGCUAAGCAAAAUUUUGACACUCUGUCCAUGGAUUCAAUUCAAAAGAUCGAUCUUUUGGCUGCUGCGAGGUGUAAUAUGUUUUCACAUGUGCUAGUAUCAUAUAUAACUGAAUUAAAGCAAUUUGGUUUGAAGUCAAGUGCUACUUAUGACACAAUAUCUAAGGCUCUUGAACAAAAACCAAAAUAUGACUUUUGCAUUCUUAAAGAAUUAACACAAUAUGAAGAAGUCUCAGAUCACAUAAAAGACAUUUCCUCAUUUGAUAAUGACCAAACAUUAUUUUUUGCUUCCGAUUAUGCAGAUUUAAACACCGAAGAGAGCAUUCCCAAAAAAUUGGAUAUUCAAAAGGGCACGAAUGCCAAUGAACAAAACCACACUCCCUUAAUUGAACUCAGCAAUAAUGAUAGACUUCUGGAUUUAUGCGGCAUUGAAAACAACUUUAGCUCACAACUUUGCGAUGACAACAAAGCAACCGAUCAGAAACAAAUAAAUUCAUUAGGACAAAAUGCUAGGAGCUCAAAAAUAUCUAUGGCACAUAAACUUAAAAAAAAACAAGUGGACACAAAAACUAAUAUUUCUCAGAUGGGUCCGUCGAAUAUGGGCAACCCUGUACAUAUUUUUAUGAGAUAUAUGAGCCAUCGUAUUUUUAAUCGUUCGCGAUCGAUACAAAAAAAAAACUUUAUUUUAUGUUGUACAUUCAUUCGCCGUGUGCGUUCAUAUUUUUUUGAACAGUCCGAUUAUGCAGAUUUAAACACCGAAGAGAGCAUUCCCAAAAAAUUGGAUAUUCAAAAGGGCACGAAUGCCAAUGAACAAAACCACACUCCCUUAAUUGAACUCAGCAAUAAUGAUAGACUUCUGGAUUUAUGCGGCAUUGAAAACAACUUUAGCUCACAACUUUGCGAUGACAACAAAGCAACCGAUCAGAAACAAAUAAAUUCAUUAGGACAAAAUGCUAGGAGCUCAAAAAUAUCUAUGGCACAUAAACUUAAAAAAAAACAAGUGGACACAAAAACUAAUAUUUCUGUAUCAGAUAAUUUAAACUCUACAAAAAGCGCAAAACAAAAAACAUGGAUUGAGCUGUUUGCCGACCUGGAUCCACUAUGCAACCUGGAAGUAUUCGAUCUUAAAAUAAAUGGAAAUUUAAAGAGUUCACAACAAACAUAAAGUUGAUCACAGUGCAGUUUUACAUCACCAACAGGAUUAGUAAUGGACCAUAUAUUAAAUAAAUAAUAUCUUAAAUGACAAAAAUAA